AUGGGAUCGAAACACGUAGCAAUUCCUGCCGAAUUCAGAGUGAACGAGAAGACCCAUGACGACAUUGACGAUGCUGCUAUCCCAGAUUCUUUUGACGCACGCACUAAAUGGCCUCAGUGCUCCUCAAUUCUCUCAAUUCGUGACCAAUCAUCAUGCGGAUCUUGCUGGGCUUUCGGUGCUGCUGAAGCCAUGACUGAUCGCAUCUGUAUCGCUUCCAAUGGCAAAGAGCAGUUCACCAUAUCCGCUGACGACAUUCUUUCUUGCUGUGGAAUGGUCUGCGGAAAUGGAUGCGAAGGUGGGUAUCCUAUCCAAGCAUGGAAAUACUGGGUUAAGCACGGAGUAGUAACUGGAAGCAACUAUACCAUGAAGGCUGGCUGCAAACCCUAUCCAUUUGCACCAUGUGAGCACCACGACAAUGCUACCCGCUACCAGCCCUGCCCGGCCGACAUCUACCCCACAAACAAAUGCGAGCACACCUGCCAAUCUGGAUACCCAGUCACCUACGACAAUGAUAAGCACUUCGGAGCUACUGCCUAUGCCGUCUCGAAAAAGGUCACAGAUAUUCAGAAGGAAAUCAUGACUAAUGGACCAGUCGAGGUUUCCUACAAUGUAUACGAAGACUUUGAGCACUACACUGGUGGCAUCUAUGUGCACACUGCUGGGAAAGAACUUGGAGGUCAUGCCGUCAAGAUGCUCGGAUGGGGUGUUGAAAACGGUACUCCCUACUGGAUCUGUGCCAACUCAUGGAAUUCCGAUUGGGGAGAGAACGGAUUCUUCCGCAUCAUCCGUGGAUUGAACGAAUGUGGUAUCGAGUCCGGAGUUGUUGCAGGAGAGCCCAAACUGUAA
Strongylus vulgaris is the source of this 846-nucleotide messenger RNA. Lineage: Eukaryota; Metazoa; Nematoda; Chromadorea; Rhabditida; Strongylidae. The record is from the annotation of a GenBank genome assembly.